Molecule: messenger RNA, 1302 nt
Organism: Cyclocybe aegerita
Lineage: Eukaryota; Fungi; Basidiomycota; Agaricomycetes; Agaricales; Hemipholiotaceae
Source: the annotation of a GenBank genome assembly
AUGUCCUGCCCUACGUUCGCUCCUGAAGUCUGCGACCUCUUCAUCGACUCUCUUGCUCAAUACCCCGUAGACAAGUCACAACGCGAAGCUCUUCGAACAUGCAGCUUGGUUUCUCGGGAUUUUGCCCAUCCUGCUCGCCAACACAUCUUUCGAUACGUCUACGCUGGGCGUGAAGGCCGGAGUGGCAAAUCCGGGGUCAAGAUGCUCCGGACGCUCCAUAAAUUGGUCACUUGGAUGCCAGAGGGCAAGGGUGGAAUCUCCAACAUCGCGCGUUACGUCAAGAAAGUCGAUUGUGGUUACGAUCAGCGGCCUCGGGACCGAGAAGGCAUCGAACGAUGGGAGGAGCAAGUCUCUCUUAUUCUCCAAGCUCUUCAAGGCACAGAUCAUGUCAUUUCGACAUUAGACGUCCUAUUUCACGAAUCUUGGACGAAUGUGGGACCGAUAUUCAAGCGUGCGCUUCGCGACCUUUUGAUUUCGCCCUACCUAGAAAAUCUCAUUUUGAGGCUUCUCUGGGACAUCCCAAGGAGUCUUUUCUUGGGUAGCCACUUGCGACACAUCUCCCUUGACUUCUGCUCUGUCGACCCGAGGAUUUGUGGACCUAGCCUGGAUGCCUUUUACCCUCAACUGGAAUCACUCGAAGUCGAUGGGUCUUACGAGCUUCUUCUGGAAGGCAAAAUUGUUGAAAAUCGCCGCCUCAUGUCGCAAUCAGCUCUAUCCUCGCUGCGCAAGCUUCGCUAUAACAUUGGCGAUGAAGGCGAAGCGUUCACGGUAUUGUCACGUGUCCAGAGCACCCUCGAAUUCCUGGAGAUAAGGUUUGAAGAUGGUGUGGGAUUCCUUGAACCGUCUUUCCUGAACCUCGCACACAUGGAAAAACUGACUCGCCUUCGCAUAUGCGACGAAUCCCCCAGGAAGUUCCCCUCAUUUUCCUCAAUUCAGAACACCGGCCUGCUGGAAGGCAAUUUGCUUGACUGUAUUCAGGUCCCGAAUACUUUGCGGACCUUUGAGCUUGAUUUCGAAAUGCAUGCAGAGACUCCUACCACAGACGCUCUGGUCGACGACAUCCAAGCUCCUCCAUCCGAGACCAACCAGUGGUCACGACUUAAUCAGUUCUUCUCCUCGCCCAAGUUCGCAAAGGUCGAGAAGGUUGGUAUAGCGAUCCGUCUCACCGUCAACAUGGACCCGCAAGACAGAGCAAAGGUUUUCGUUGAGGUCGAAUCUUUGAUCAAAACUGCCCUCCCCUACUUCUCUACUCCUAAUGUCGCCUGCGCGUUGUCCGUGGUCGUCGGAUCUUGGUAUGAUUGA